GGGCUGGGCGGGGCUGGCGGACGGGAAGGGGCCUGCUCUAGCUGAGGUGACACAUCCCUGCCUGAGCAGCCGAGCUGCAGCUGGGUCAGCAGGCCCCUGGAGCCCGGGCCGCCCUUCCCCGGGGGGGCUUCAGAAUGGACUUGUGCCACCCAGACCCAGGGGAGCUGAGCAGCGGGGAGACAGAGGAGCUGCAGCGGAUCAAAUGGCACCGGAAGCAGCUUCUGGAGGACAUCCAGAAGCUGAAGGAGGAGAUUGCAGAUGUGUUUGCCCAGAUCGACUGCUUUGAGACAGCGGAGGAGAGCCGCAUGGCCCAGAAAGAGAAGGAGCUGUCCAUCGGGCGCAAGAAGUUCAACAUGGACCCCGUGAAGGGCAUCCAGUAUCUCAUUGAGCACAAACUGCUGAGCCCUGACGCCCAGGACAUCGCCCAGUUCCUGUACAAGGGCGAGGGGCUCAAUAAGACGGCCAUCGGCACCUACUUGGGGGAGAGGGACCCAAUCAACCUGCAGGUCCUCCAGGCCUUCGUGGACUGCCACGAGUUCGCCAACCUCAACCUCGUACAGGCCCUCAGACAGUUCCUGUGGAGCUUCCGGCUGCCAGGCGAGGCCCAGAAGAUUGACCGUAUGAUGGAGACCUUUGCUUCCCGAUACUGCCUCUGUAACCCGGGCGUCUUCCAGUCCACAGACACCUGCUACGUCCUGUCCUUCUCCAUCAUCAUGCUCAACACCAGCCUCCACAACCCCAAUGUCCGAGACAGGCCGCCCUUCGAGCGCUUUGUGUCCAUGAACCGAGGCAUCAAUGACGGCAGUGACCUGCCCGAGGAGCAGCUGCGGAACCUCUUCGACAGCAUCAAGAACGAGCCCUUCUCCAUCCCCGAGGACGACGGCAAUGACCUCACUCACACCUUCUUCAACCCCGACCGCGAGGGCUGGCUGCUUAAGCUGGGAGGCCGCGUGAAGACGUGGAAACGGCGCUGGUUCAUCCUGACAGACAGCUGCCUCUACUACUUCGAGUUUACCACCGACAAGGAGCCCCGAGGAAUCAUCCCCCUUGAGAACCUCUCAGUGCAGAAGGUGGACGACCCCAAGAAGCCGUUCUGCCUGGAGCUCUACAACCCCAGCUGCCGGGGCCAGAAGAUAAAGGCCUGCAAGACGGACGGCGACGGCAAAGUGGUGGAGGGCAAGCAUGAGUCUUACCGGAUCUCAGCCGCCAGCGCCGAGGAGCGGGACCAAUGGAUCCAGGCCAUUCGGGCCAGCAUCACCUGUGUCCCCUUCUAUGACCUGGUCUCUGCCCGGAAGAAGAAGAUUGCCAGCAAGCAGUGAGCUUCCGGGGAAGUGAUGCUUCACGUCCUGGGAACCACGUGACCUGUGGUACCCAGAGACCCACCCCUCAUCCCAGGGCCCCCUUUCCUGGCCCGCAGGCAUCCUCCUUCUCCCCCCUUUACCUCCAGCUGACAGGAGGGGGGAGGCAGGGCUCAGGAGGCUGGGUGGGAACCCCUGAGAUUCAGAGCCCGACCGUGAGGCUGCGGGCCCGGGCACCCAGGAAAGGCCCCGGCCCUGCCAGAUCCACUGCAAUACGAGGUAAGGAAAGCAGCCCAGAACCUAGCACCCUGUCCGCUCUCUGGGCCUCAGUUUCCUCUUCUGUCAAAGAUCUCCUCGCCAUCUGAUGUGCCUUCAGCCCUCAAAGCGGGAGGGGCCGGAGUAUGUCCUACCCUCCGCCACGGUGGUGCCACCGCCUUCCGCACAGGCGGUUUCUUGGCCGGCCCUCCCCCAUCCUCAGCCGGGGCUUGGCCCUCCCCGCCCAAGGGACAGACAUACACGUCUCAGACCCACAGAGGAGAUCAUCUUUAGGAGACCCAGGAGCACUGGACUGGGAGCCCCGACCCUGCAGUCUUAAUCCCAGCUCCGUCUCCAACUUGCUGUGUGCCCUCGGCCAAGUCACACUCCUUCUCUGGUUCCUGGGAAACCACGGUGUCUGGAUGGAAAUGUCUUGGUCCUUCUGGCUCUCUGGCCCCCCCUUCAACAUCCCACCUGCUGGCCAGAGUCCGGUGUGGGUCCCCGCAGGGGGUAAGCUGGCGACCACCCUCCUGCCAGACCACCUCCUCUGGGUAGACGACAGGACUGUUCUGGUCUCCCAGGGAGCUCCUGGCUGGACUAUCUACACUGGUUUCCCGAGCUGGAGGGGGCUCCGCAUGGAAGGCUGCCGGGAGGCGGAGAGCAGAGCAGGCUCCGUCCUCAAGGAUGUCCAUUGUAGAGAAGCGGCAGGUGGGCCUCCUCAAGAAAAUGGCAGAGAGCAUCCCAGACGGACGUCCUCAAGCAGAACUGGUGGUACAAACAAGAAGCCAAGAAGAGGGCUUUGUGAGCUGUGGUCCCCAGGAGGCCUGCCUGGAGGCAGCGGCCACGCCCGUGAGUGACACAGAAGCUUAAGGCAGAGUCUCAGCCACAGUCUCUCUGCUGGACCACAGCCCAGGGCUCCGGUGGUGGUGGGCAGCUGCCCCAGCUGGGUCGCAGCAUCCUGAGACCCUCUGCAGUAGCACCAUCAGGAGGAGAGCUGACUUCCCAGCCUACAGGCAAGUAGCUCUGUCUCCAGGGAGGCUCCAGCCUGGAGGAGGAUUCCACGAGCUUCUCAGCCCAUUGCACAGGCCCUGGGGGAGCCCCUGGAGAGACGUUCCCUGGCAGGAAAGCAGGAUAUGGGGUUACCUCUGCCCCACUGGCAGCCUGCGUGGGUGAGCUGGAGCAAGGUGGAUUCCCCCAGGGAAGGGAGGCAACCUCUCCUUUCCUCCACCCACCCGUGCACACACACACACACACACUCACUGUGGAGUCAAGAUAGAGCAGCUGCCUUGCAAGUGCUGAGACCCCUGUCUCUGGAGGUGUGCAAGCACCUGGUGAUAAUAUUGUACUGAGGAGACUCUGGUUGGGCAUCCAUGAGAGGAAGCCUGACAGGACAUCUGCCAUCUUCCUCAGACCCCAUGUCAACCUGGGAGCUGAGUGCCACCUCCGUUGCCUCGUGUGGCCCCGAAGACGCAGCCAGGGGUCAUAGGUGCUGAGGUCCUCUCCUGCCACUGGAGACUCUGGCUGUGGGAUCUUAAUCCUCUCCCUUCCGUCUCUGGUCCCCAGCUUCCUCCUCCUUCAUGGAGAGGGGGUGGAAUGAGGGAUUUUCUGGGCAUGAGUGGCUGUUCUGGGAAACACUCAGAAUAGAGAAUAAAUCUCAUGAUUCAGCUCA
Molecule: messenger RNA, 3222 nt
Organism: Phacochoerus africanus (Common warthog)
Lineage: Eukaryota; Metazoa; Chordata; Mammalia; Artiodactyla; Suidae
Gene: CYTH4
Product: cytohesin 4
Exons: 13
Coding region: 135-1319 (394 amino acids)
Biological process (GO): regulation of ARF protein signal transduction
Molecular function (GO): guanyl-nucleotide exchange factor activity
Source: RefSeq, a predicted model, not a curated record